Molecule: messenger RNA, 808 nt
Organism: Drosophila miranda
Lineage: Eukaryota; Metazoa; Arthropoda; Insecta; Diptera; Drosophilidae
Exons: 1
Coding region: 117-323 (68 amino acids)
Source: RefSeq, a predicted model, not a curated record
AAUGAAAUCACUUUAUAACCAACACCAAACAACCAACCAACCAAAAUUGCUGCCCACCAACCCAUGAACAUCAUCUUCCACAUGCGAUUCGAUGCAGGAUUCAAACGGCCGCCGAUAUGCGCUAUCUCCACGACUUGAAUGUCCAAAUAUCGCAGAACCGCCGCUCCGUUUCCGUCUCGAAGCAACUGGACCGGGACCUGUGCAAUCAGCAUUUCGACACCUUCGAAACGUUUUGGGGACGGCCAGGACAUGGGGCCCGCGGCGACCACAUCAACAAAUUAAAACUGGACAAUCUGCUGUACGGCGCCAGCGAAACCUCCUAAAGCUCUUGGUCCGGAUGAUGGGUGCUUAGAGACAUGGAUAAGGUUACAGACACGACUAUGGACACUGCCUCCCCCCACCCAACAAACACUCAUGUCCAUUCAGUCCGCUGCGUUGGGGCAUUCGUACAGCGUACGGCUCGUAGUUUUUGUGCUGCAAAUCAUUUGCCCAGAAAUCAAUCGAUGCCAAGGUCCAGAGGAACAGGAAAAAACUAUUUCCGUAUAGCCGAUAGAGAAAGCAAAAUAGAAAAACUUUAGGGUUUUUUUUUUCGUGAAAUUUUGCCAACUUGCAGCAAAUUGUAAGUUGACCAAAGUUUUGAAAAUGUCAGCUGGGGCUCGCAGUAUGAGGGGGGAAAACUAAAACGGUUGAAGGUAAGGAGCGAUAUAGAAAAUCACAUUUCAUUGUUAGCAAUUGUCGUCCAUUUAGUUAGUUUUAUAAAUUCCAAAUAACAUCUAAGCAAAGUCAAGCCUUAGUUCGGCUCUGUCGA